Messenger RNA from Condylostylus longicornis, 502 nucleotides. It is a transcript of the gene RpL37A, whose product is annotated as 60S ribosomal protein L37a. The transcript has 3 exons. Gene Ontology annotation, biological process: translation. Gene Ontology annotation, cellular component: ribosome. The record is from RefSeq and is a predicted model, not a curated record. The coding region runs from base 64 to 342 and encodes 92 amino acids. Gene Ontology annotation, molecular function: structural constituent of ribosome. Lineage: Eukaryota; Metazoa; Arthropoda; Insecta; Diptera; Dolichopodidae.
GUUUGACAUUGACAUCUGGCGUUUCUUUCCGGUUCAAAUUUUGAUAGAGAAACAUCAGAAAAAAUGGCCAAACGUACUAAAAAGGUUGGAAUUGUAGGUAAAUAUGGUACACGUUAUGGUGCCUCACUACGUAAAAUGGUUAAAAAAAUGGAAAUUACCCAGCAUUCUAAAUAUACUUGUACGUUCUGUGGUAAAGAUGCAAUGAAGCGUGCUUGUGUAGGUAUUUGGUCAUGUAAGAGAUGUAAACGUGUAGUUGCAGGUGGUGCCUGGGUUUAUUCCACAACAGCUGCUGCUUCAGUAAGAUCAGCUGUCAGACGUUUAAGAGAAACCAAGGAACAAUAAGCAAAUUUUUUAAUUUAUGUUAGGCGCCUAAGUUAAUAUUUUUAAAUAACAUAUUUGUGCGUAACUGUCAAAAGAUCUGGCGCACUUGAAAGAUGUAAAACAAGACAGCAAUGAAUGAUCACUAAAGUGAAAAAUUAAUAAAGAUUAAAGUGAUAAAGUA